CAAAGCAUUGCAGUAUCCGCAUCUUGUUUAAGGAUCACAACUUUCAUGGCUGAAACUCAACCCUCUUUAUUUUUGCUUUCCCUCAUUAUCAUUCCGACAAAUUUCGGGAAAUUUUGUCAGGCAAGAUUGGGUGUGAUUUUUGAUAUAUCUAUAAGACUAACGGGACUCGAUGUGGCGAAACACAUGAUCCUUCUGCAAAAUGUUUGGUGGUGCUUACAAGUCUCAGCUUAUUGGAGGUCAGAAGGAGAAAUUUGUUAGGUUGGAUGAUUUAGACUCUCCGAUAUCAAUGGCGUCUGGAACAGGAGGACUGAAGAUGUGCGGACUUAAUGUAGAUGGCUACAAAUACAGAGAGCAUGGAAAGAAGGCGGCAUCAAAAAAAUCAUUUAAUAUAGGGAUGAUGAAAGGACCAGGAGGGUUACUAACACUCAGUCGCAACCUCAAAUCUGAGGUCACGCGAGUUGUGUUCCCGGAAGAUCUCCGAGUGUCAGAUAAGAUGAUAUUUGAUCCCCAAGAUAAAUCUAUUUUGCUAUGGAAUAGAUUCUUUGUUGUGUCUUGCAUUCUUUCAGUAUCUAUUGAUCCACUGUUUUUCUAUCUUCCCAACUUUAAUGGUCGAGCACAUUGCCUUGGAAUUGAUGUAAGAUUGGGAAUCACAACCACUACCGUUCGGACAAUUAUCGAUGCUCUCUACCUCAUUCGUAUGGGUCUGCAGUUCCGUACAGCAUAUAUUGCACCAUCAUCAAGGGUUUUUGGACGAGGUGAACUUGUGAUAGAUCCUGCACAGAUAGCCACACGAUAUUUAAGUCGUUAUUUCAUUGUUGAUUUUCUUUCCGUGCUCCCCCUGCCACAGUUUGUGGUGUGGAAAUAUCUUCACAAGACAAAAGGUUCGGAGGUAUGGGCGACGAAACAGGCAUUGCUAAUCAUUGUAUUUCUUCAGUAUAUUCCUAGGUUUCUUCGCUUUGUACCAUUAACUUCAGAAUUGAAGAAGACAGCCGGUACUUUCGCUGAUAGUGCUUGGGUUGGUGCUGCAUAUUAUCUGCUAUGGUACAUGCUUGCCAGUCAUAUAGUUGGUGCAGUUUGGUACCUGCUGGCUAUAGAGCGUAAAGAUACAUGCUGGCGAAUUGCUUGUCAAGAAAGUGAAAAGUGCAGCAUAGAUUUCUUGUACUGCGGCAACAAGCAUAUGCAUGGUUUCCCAGAAUGGCGAAGGGUGAGAAACAAAGAACUUGAUAGCCAAUGUUCUCUUGAAUCUAAUGAUGCACCUUUCGAUUAUGGGAUCUACACACGAGCUAUAACAUCAGAGAUUACUUCAUCCACCGAAUUUUUCCCUAAAUUUUGUUUCUGUCUCUGGUGGGGUUUACAGAAUCUAAGUACACUUGGUCAGGGACUUGAAACCAGCACAUAUUCAGGAGAGAUUCUCUUUUCCAUAGCAAUAGCUAUCUUUGGGCUUAUCCUCAUGGCACUUUUGAUUGGAAACAUGCAGACCUACCUUCAGUCUCUCACAGUUCGUCUUGAGGAAAUGAGGAUCAAAAGGCGUGACUCUGAGCAAUGGAUGCAUCACCGUGCACUUCCCGAAGAUCUCAAGGAGAGAGUUCGGCGCUAUGACCAAUACAAAUGGAUGGAGACUCGUGGAGUUGACGAAGAAAACUUAGUCCAGAGUUUACCAAAAGAUCUGAGGAGGGACAUUAAGCGACAUCUAUGUUUGAAUCUGGUCCGAAGGGUUCCUCUGUUUGCCAAUAUGGAUGAGAGAUUGCUUGAUGCAAUCUGUGAGAGACUCAAACCAAGUUUAUACACAGAAAACACUUACAUAGUCCGUGAAGGGGAUCCAGUAAACGAGAUGCUUUUUGUUAUACGUGGUCGCCUCGAAAGUGUGACGACAGAUGGUGGGAGGAGCGGUUUUUACAACAGAGGUUUGCUGAAAGAGGGGGACUUUUGCGGUGAGGAGCUCUUGACUUGGGCGCUGGACCCCAAAGCUGCUUCCAAUUUGCCAUUAUCUACUCGAACAGUCAUGGCUUUAACCGAGGUGGAGGCUUUUGCUUUGGUAGCGGAAGAGCUGAAAUUCGUUUCGAGUCAGUUCAGGCGUCUCCAUAGUAGGCAGGUUCAGCACACCUUCCGGUUCUACUCGCAGCAAUGGCAGACUUGGGCUGCCUGUUUCAUCCAAACCGCAUGGCGCAAGCAUGUGAAAAGGAAAGAAGUGGAACUUAGACGCAAGGAAGAGGAGGAUCUAGACUAUAUUUAUGAUGAUCAGCAAGCCUUAAUUGAUCCAACUGAUAGCACUGCAGAAUCCCACAGCCUUCGUGCAACUGUAUUUGCAUCACGGUUUGCAGCUAAUCUUCGCGGCCAAAAGGGUAGAGGCUCGACUAGUUCAAAGAGUUUGCUCAAGGUUUCAAAGCCAAAAGAUCCUGAUUUCUCCGAUCUUGAUUCUGAUGGGUUCGGCGGUAAAAUCAAUUGAGCUAUUUUGGCUCCAUACUUGAACGGGUUC
Hibiscus syriacus is the source of this 2476-nucleotide messenger RNA. Its product is annotated as putative cyclic nucleotide-gated ion channel 8. Gene Ontology annotation, molecular function: monoatomic ion channel activity; protein binding. Gene Ontology annotation, biological process: monoatomic ion transport; transmembrane transport. The transcript is spliced from 7 exons. Bases 200 to 2446 code for a protein of 748 amino acids. Gene Ontology annotation, cellular component: membrane. The record is from RefSeq and is a predicted model, not a curated record. NCBI's taxonomy places the organism in Eukaryota, Viridiplantae, Streptophyta, Magnoliopsida, Malvales, Malvaceae.